Molecule: messenger RNA, 1416 nt
Organism: Fusarium venenatum
Lineage: Eukaryota; Fungi; Ascomycota; Sordariomycetes; Hypocreales; Nectriaceae
Product: heterokaryon incompatibility protein-domain-containing protein
Source: RefSeq, a predicted model, not a curated record
AUGGUCCACACUCUUUCAACCCCUCGAAUGCCGCAAACUGACACUCAGUCCUGGGAAACACAGGAUCGUACUGAUGCACCACUGAAUACUUGUAUCCAGCAAUUGCAAUUGGCCCCAGACGAUAUGUCUCAUCUGUUGGAAUUCCCACAAAUCGAUUUGCACAGUCACCAGAUUCGAAUAUUACAUAUUCUACCAGGAAACCGCGACGACCUCCUGCGCUGUGUCUUACGCACUGCAUCUCUCGAUGACAACCAUAAAUACGAGGCGCUGUCCUACGUUUGGGGUGAUCCUCUCGACCAUCUUUCCAUCGAAGUUAAUGGCAGUCAAAAGAAUGUCACAGUCAAUCUGUUCAAUGCCCUUCGAAGAUUACGAUAUGCACAGAAUGAACGAUGUCUCUGGGUGGAUGCUUUGUGCAUUGAUCAAGAAAAUGAUGUCGAGAAAUCACACCAGGUGCAGCUGAUGAGCAAAAUUUAUUCGCGUACUACAACAGCGAUACUCUGGUUGGGCGACUUCUCUGACGGACUGAAUGACAAACCGAACUAUAUCUCUUACAAAGCAGUAAGAUCGGCCUUCAAUCUGAUUAAGCUUCUGGCCAACUCCUCUGAUGUGUGCAUUAAUCACGGCGAAAACGAGGAUUUGAUAAAUGACGGGUGGGCAGGCUUGUCUUGCUUACUCCAAUUGCCUUGGUGGCAUCGGGCAUGGACCGUGCAGGAAACAGUUCUACCAGCAGAUGCCAUUGUGGUAUGCGGGACAUCACAAUUGCCGUUUUCCUGGCUUAAAAAGGCCUAUAACAACUCCACUAACCACUACUACCGAAAUUGCUGCGGCAGCCUAACUGUGCCCGAAACAUUCUGGAACCAGAUGCAUGCACUUAUUUAUGUCAAGGGACAUAUAGAGGAAAACAACGGUUUCUUGGGCUAUGCUUUCAACCUCUUCAGGAAUCGGCAUGCAUCCGAUCCGAGAGAUAAAUUGUAUGCCUAUCUUGGCCUUGGAAGUGGUAUCUCAGCAGACUACUCUUUACCGUAUGAGCAAGUUUUUAAGCUUGCAACCCGCUCUCUUAUUGAGAAACAUGGUACACUUAUGAGUUUACUGAGAACCGCCGAGGAGGAGCGGUCUCCUACAUUACCAAGUUGGGUUCCGGACUGGUGUGCUAAAAUUCACAACCAAGAUUACAAUGAUGAACUGGGCUGGUAUUGUCUCUAUCAGCACUAUAAUGCCUCCGGGGACAGAAGACCUCAGAUCAGCCCCUCAUGUUCUGAUAAUGUGUUAAAAAUGCGAGGCUUAAUCUUGAAAAGAAUUACAAAAGUCGGAGAUAUCAUGGACUAUGGUGAUACCGUGAGGAAAAUGGUUAUUAAGUGGCAAGGUGGCCCUAAUGACGAAUACCCUCAAGGGGAAACGUACCUUAAAGCUUCAUAG